GUGCAGAGUUUACUGUUGGAAAUGUGCACACUCUGCAGCCGCAUUCAGACCGCUCCAACUGCGCUCCAGUACAAAACCUACACUCCAUCCUCCUCGUUCUUUGAUUUCUGACAAAUGUUCUUCAGUGAUGCGCAUUUUGACUCGAUAGGAGCGGGGUUUUCAACUGUUUUGCGCGUAACAAACCAGGACGUGUAUUCAUUUUGUUUGUUUUUUAUUGACCCGUGCGUAUUUCGAUGCCUGACUUUGCAAAAAUGAGCAAAACCGGGAUGUUGGCCAAAAUCCACACCAGAAUAAGGACAGACCCAUUCACGGCUAACUACGACCUCGUUGGCAAAGAGUUGGGCAGAGGAAAGUUUGCGGUGGUGAAGAAGUGUAUCGAGAAGUCAACAGGAAAGCAGUAUGCUGCCAAGUUUCUGCGACAGAGACGAAAAGGCGAGGACUGCAGAAAAGACAUCCUGAAUGAGAUCGCCGUGCUCGAAUCGGCGAAAUCGAACCCGUACGUCGUGGGUCUACACGAAGUCUACGAGACGAGCCACGAUAUCAUACUAGUGCUGGAGUGUGCUGCUGGUGGUGAAAUCUUUAACCAGUGCGUUGGUGAUAGCGAUGAGGCGUUCACAGAAGAGGACGUGAUCCGGCUCGUAAAGCAGAUCCUGAACGGUGUGGCCUUCCUGCACAGAAACAAUGUUGUGCAUCUAGAUCUAAAACCACAAAACAUCUUAGUGACAAGUGCCAGGCCUUUGGGAGACAUUCGGAUUGUGGAUUUCGGCCUGUCUAGACGCAUGGACAGCAUCACGGAAGUCAGAGAGAUUUUGGGAACGCCAGAGUACGUAGCUCCAGAGAUCCUGAACUAUGAACCCAUCAGCACCGCGACAGACAUGUGGAGUAUUGGGGUUCUUAUCUACAUCAUGUUGACGGGCGAAUCUCCAUUUUUGGGCGACAACAAACAAGAGACGUUCUUGAACAUCUCUCAAAUCAACGUGGAUUAUUCAGAAGAAACCUUUGAAGGCAUCUCACCGCUGGCUGUAGACUUCAUCAAAACAUUACUGGUCAAAAAUCCAAGGGUGCGUGCCACAGCAGAAGAGUGUCUGACCCAUCCCUGGCUCUGCCCCGUCUCCCGCCUGCAUCUUCACUCCACCUCCUCUUCCUCAUCCCUCGGCUCUUCUCUGGACGAACCCGAAACCAGCCAAUCAGAGUCCGAGCCCGAAAGCCUAACCCCCUCCCCCGAAAUCGACGUCAUGGAAACGUUCGCCUUACUGUGCCCGGGCAAAGGCGAGCUCAAAACGGGACGCGGCACUUUCUCCUUCAGCGAAUCCCCAUUUCCAACUCGACCUGAAAUAAAGCAAGAACUCAUCUGCUGAGCUUAAAUCAUUGGGACGAUUAAAUAUUGCAUCAACGUGAUUUUUGAGGACCUUUUUUCAGGCUCAAACUGUGGAUUUCCGUUUAAAAAGACCUCACUUGAACGCACCACAGCCUUACAUAGUGAAGGGCGGUUUGGUUCACUGUACAGGAGCAGUUUAAGUAAUUUGAAUUUUGAAAUCAUUUUUACUUAAAGGGGACUAUGCAACUUUAGGCUACAUGACUUGCUACCAUUAAUUAAAGCCCUUUACAGCGCCCCCUGGUGUAUCUCAGUAAAACCCAUAUGUGUUAUAAUGGGACUCCAUAGACAUCUGGUUACGCAAUGAAGUUGUUAGCUAGCUGGUCAGUAAUUUUGCUUGGACACAAGAAUAAGAAUAUUAAAGGUGCACUAUGUAACUUUUUUGAAAUGGAGGGUUCACAACCUGCUUGUCUCCAUGAAGAUGUCAGUGCUUUGCCUAGAAUUUUCCGCAGUGUGGCAUUAAACUCAUAGAGACAAGCAAGUAGUGCGAUCGGAUCAACUUACAGAUCAGAUCUCAAGGUCCUGUAAAAGUUAAUGGAACAUUUCAGGCAAAGCAUUAACAUCUCCACGGAAACGAUCCAGGUUACAUAGUGUACCUUUGGCUAGAGGUACAAUAAUGCACAAUGUUUAUCUUUGAACUGUAGGGGGCGCUCCGUUAAGAGUUAAAUGUGACAAAGGCAAAGUUCUUCUCCCAUGAUAUCCUGUUAUGAUUGUCGACAAACUGCAAAGUCAAUCCUCCGUAGCAGCAUUUUUAAAGCAAUAACUGUAUUUUUGAAGUAUUCCUGUAUGUGGUAUUUGUAAAAGGUUUAUCGUCAUGGUCCACUGAAACGGCAUGAAUUUGUAUAUUUUAUUUAUUUCUAAUUAAACUUUUGGUUGGACAGUUGGCGCUUGUAUCCUCUAGAGAAGCACGUGUUCAUAUUGCUCAUACAGCUUUGAUUUGGCAGAGAUGUACACUGUUUUGGACCAAUUGGAUUAGACACGAAAUCUGCCAUUUUUUAUUGUAUAAAACCCCGCGGCUUAUGGUCAUGUGCUCAUUGAAAUACUCAUUGUAAUAAAUUCUUCUGACUUUUUCUGACAUUGCAAUUUUCAAAUGAAACCAGAAAUAAAGUUUAUUUAUUGUUAUAUAGUUUGUUUUUCUUUUUACAGUUACCACAUACAACUUCAAUAAUACUUUUUUCCCUUAAAGCUGCUGUACCUGAUUUUUACCAUAUUAAAAACAUGAAAGACAGAAUUAGUUAAUUUUAAACAGUUUGCAAUGGUCCAAAGUUAUUCCUCACUUACCUUAUGCAUUCAGAACAUCCUCAUUAUUCACCACGAUGAGUUUAUAAGCACUUUUCACAACUUUCAAAAGACCAGACAACAAUGAUUAUCGCACAAUAAAACGGCUUAUUUUGACUUCAACAGCUGCUUGUACAAUAUAUCUGUACUGGAACAAGACAAAUUUUGCUCAAAGACGUGGAAAAAAUUGGGUACGGGGCCUUUAAGGAUGUCAUAGCACUUUCCAUGUUAAAGGUGCAGUGUGUAACUUUUCUGGUAGACGCUAGAUAAGUUUAAUAGAAUCUUUACCCCCCAACCCACCCAAAAAGUUACAUAGUAAAUCUUUAGUACAUGAUUAAUCCCAAAUAUUUGCCUAAAAAAAAUGCAAACCCAUUUUCUGUCAUUCAGAUGUCACUCCUUAAAAGUCUCCUAUUUAAAAAACAAACUAUGAUUUCCUCAAACUUCACCUUUGCACGCAUUUUGUUUUGUAUUCUACCUGUAAAUUUCAUAUAUUUUUAGAUGACUAUAACUCUGUAACAUAAAUUAAAUAAAUUAUGUGAGAAAUGAGGACAUGUUUCUGCCCAUGUACUCAAGUGUAUAUAGUUGCCAUAGUGAUAAAGUGUGUUAAUAUUUGAAUACCUUGUGUCCAGUGUCUGUUGAUAUGUUACUGUGUCAUUUUUGUACUUUGUUUUGUACUGAUCAUGAACUUCAGACUGGUUUGCACUUGUGGUCCUUGUGGACGAAAUGGUUGAAAUGAUUCAUUGUAUUUUAUGUAUGACGUGUUUCAAACUUAAAAAUUAAAUGCAUUUUUAGCAC
Messenger RNA from Periophthalmus magnuspinnatus, 3448 nucleotides. RefSeq names its product serine/threonine kinase 17a like (gene stk17al). Gene Ontology annotation, biological process: protein phosphorylation; positive regulation of apoptotic process; intracellular signal transduction. Bases 234 to 1358 code for a protein of 374 amino acids. The transcript has 7 exons. Gene Ontology annotation, molecular function: ATP binding; protein serine/threonine kinase activity. The record is from RefSeq and is a predicted model, not a curated record. Gene Ontology annotation, cellular component: nucleus. NCBI's taxonomy places the organism in Eukaryota, Metazoa, Chordata, Actinopteri, Gobiiformes, Gobiidae.